AACUUCAGAGAGAGCUGAGUUUUCCAACGAACCAGUUUAUUCCAGGAGAAAAAUUAGGUUAUCUACCUCUCUUAAUCCGCACUCCAAUAUUGUUCUACACAGCUUGCGUGAACCCAACGGUAACGUAACAAAGAAGAGCGACAUUUCGCUGAAUUUUCUACUGAUUUUUGGUCAAAAACUUAUGUUUGUCAAGAUCGACAAACCCUAAGACUCGGGUUUUUCAAAUGCUUUAUAAAAUUUACAUUUACAGUCAGGUCAAUUAGAAGCAACACUGCCGGCCCCGGGCAUGAGAAAUACACGCAAAUAAUCAUAAAAUUUGAAAUUCUUUUUUGUUCUAACACAACUACUCUCAACGAUUUCAACUUCCUUGCGUGCCUUGCUGAGAGUUUCCGAGCAACCAGAAUAAGAAGCUUGAAGGCCACAAUUCUGUAACAGCAAUUCUUGUUUGUUUUAUACAUCAGAAGCAGAAUUAUAAGACAUCAAAAGAUUUUCUUUAUUUGUAAGGCCAUUAGUUAUUAAUGGGAAUAAAUCCCCUCUGUUUUAUGAAUCGGAAGUGGAAUUACAAGACAUCAGAAGAUUUGCUUUAGUUGCAAGGCCAUAGUAGAGGAAGAAUUCUUCUCUGUUUUAUAUAUCUGAAGCAGAAUUAUAAGACUUCAAAAAGAUUUUCUUUAAUUGCAAGGCCUUACUAGAGCAAGAGCAAGAAUUCUUCUCUGUUUUAUAUAUCUGAAGCGGAAUUAUAAGACUUCAAAAUAUUCACUUUAGUUGCCAGGCCAUAAUAUAGCAAUAUUUCUUCUUUGUUUUAUAUCUCUGAAGCAGAAUUAUAAGACUUCAAAAGAUUUUCUUUAAUUGCAAGGCCUUAUUAGAGCAAGAAUUCUUCUCUGUUUUAUAUAUCUGAAGCGGAAUUAUAAGACUUCAAAAGAAUUGAUUUAUUUGCAAAGCCUUAACUAUAGCAAUAAAUAUUCUUCUCUGUUUUAUAUAUCUGCAGCAGAAUAAUAAGACAUCACAAGAUUUGUUUUUCAAGCGUCAAGUUUGAUUAUGGAGCUGAUGAAGCUGCUUUUCAUGGCGAGCUUUUGUGUGAUUGUAUGUGAAGGAAUAAACACUGAAGAGCUCUUUUCUCCAAAAUUUUCCAACAAAUCUGUGGAGAGUGCAUGGGAGUGUUUCAAGAAUUUAACAAGCGCGCAGAGAGGCGACAACUUCAAAGCGAUGCCUAAUUUGAAGCACUAUUUUAAAAAAUUCGGCUAUUUGUCGAUUUCUGAAGGAGAAAACGCGACGGAGGAAUUUGACGAGAUGAUGGAGUCGGCCGUCAAAAUGUAUCAGCAAAACUUCGGGCUUAACGUGACUGGAAACUUAGAUCAACAGACGGUAUCGCAGCUUAUGACGCCUCGGUGCGGCCGCGAGGACGUCAUCAACGGAACCUCUGUUAUGUGGAGAAACAAUGGAAGCAAGACAGGAAAUUUCAUCCAUGGCCUGAAACAUUACACCUAUUUUCCAGGGAGUCCGCGGUGGUCCGUCAACAGACGGAAUCUCACCUACGCCUUCGACCCCGACCACGAAGUGCCGGAGAUAACAAGGACGGAAAUGCAGACGGUUUUCGCCAGGGCGUUUCAGCGUUGGGCCGCCGUUAUCCCCGUGACGUUCGGGGAGACGGAUGAUUUCCCUUCCGCCGACAUUAAAAUCGGAUUUUGCAGGGGAUCUCACGGCGACGGGCAACCAUUUGACGGCGUUCUGGGGACUCUGGCUCACGCCUUCUCACCUCAGGACGGAAGGUUCCAUCUUGACGCGGCGGAGUCAUGGACCGUCAAUCUUGACGACAACAGUGUGAGGACGGCAAUCGAUUUGGAAUCCGUUGCGACGCACGAAAUUGGACACCUGUUAGGGCUGGGCCAUUCCAGUGUGCCGGAGGCCAUCAUGUACCCUAGUAUUCCCACACGAACCAGAAAAGUUGAGCUUCGUAAUGAUGACGUGGAAGGAGUUCAGAGCCUUUACGGCACCAAUCCCAGUUAUAACGAUUCUUUUGUUUCUACUAUUCAAGGGGAACAGAACAGCCACGUGUCUGGCCGACCCCGGUCCCUCUUCCUCUCCUCCUCCCUGCUCACUCUUUUCAUUUCAUAUGUUCUUACUCUCUGAUGAGGAUUUCCCGUCACGGGAACGAUAGAUUUGUUAUCCACCGUAGGCUAUUUCGCUGUACAGUUUUGAUUCAGUGUUGUAUUUUUAUGUGGCGCUCAAGCAGCAUGCUUUUAAAAUUGGUUCAACUGUAAAUACUUGAAUUGUCUUUUACUGGGAUUAUUUCAAAUCAGUGUUGUUAUUCUGUGCAUUCAAAUAAAUCAUUUUUUCUUCACUUCUCACAA
Molecule: messenger RNA, 2348 nt
Organism: Cryptomeria japonica (Japanese cedar)
Lineage: Eukaryota; Viridiplantae; Streptophyta; Pinopsida; Cupressales; Cupressaceae
Product: metalloendoproteinase 2-MMP
Exons: 1
Coding region: 1036-2127 (363 amino acids)
Biological process (GO): proteolysis; extracellular matrix organization; collagen catabolic process
Cellular component (GO): extracellular matrix
Molecular function (GO): zinc ion binding; metalloendopeptidase activity
Source: RefSeq, a predicted model, not a curated record